UGACACCUGGCCGUGUCACUCAUAUACUGGUGCAGUUUUUCAUGUUAAGGCCAUAUCUGCCCACAGCUUGUGUUAGAUGGAGAGUGUAGAUUCUGGUAAAGUAAACAUAAAUGAAACUCUUUCUGUCGAAAAACUGGAGGAUAUAUUACAUGGGGGUCAGUUAUCCUGUAACCACGUUGAUGAAGUAUGGCCUAAUUUGUUUCUUGGGGACAUGUACAUGUCUCAUGACAGGUAUGGCCUAUGGAGAUUGGGUAUCACCCAUGUUUUAAAUGCUGCCCAUGGUAAAAUGUGUUGCAAAGGAACUGAUGAUUUUUAUGGGACUACAGUGAAGUACUAUGGUGUGCCAGCAAAUGACCUGCCAACAUUUGAUAUAUCACCAUUUUUAUACCCUUCAGCGCACUACAUUCAUGAAGCUCUCAGCACAACUGGAACUAAAGUGUUUGUUCAUUGUGCAAUGGGAGUGAGCCGUUCAGCAGCUCUGGUCUUAGCUUACUUAAUGAUACAUUGCAAUCACUGUCUAGUGGAUGCAAUCCUGAAAGUGAAAGAAAGAAGAUGGAUUUUCCCAAACAGAGGAUUUCUGAAGCAGUUGAUAAAACUCAACGAUAAAUUAUACAAGUCAGCAAAAAUCGAUAACUAAAACAGUUUCUGUCAUGUCAAAAUAAAUAUAAAUGAUCUAACAGCUUUUAAUUAUAUAAACGUACUCUCUAAAAAUCAAUAAAAUUUUCCAUAAAAAUAAUAAAUAAUUACUCUUUACAUUAUUGGCCAUCUAUCUUCUAUGAAUCUAGCCUAUUUAAGUAAAACAACAAUCCAUUACACUGACUGUAUUACAUAAAACGUCUUGAACCUAACGUGUUAAAGUAUGCAAAUGUCAUUAAAGCUGAUGAAUGGCAA
Paramisgurnus dabryanus is the source of this 891-nucleotide messenger RNA. Its product is annotated as dual specificity protein phosphatase 13A. Gene Ontology annotation, molecular function: protein tyrosine/serine/threonine phosphatase activity; MAP kinase phosphatase activity. The record is from RefSeq and is a predicted model, not a curated record. Lineage: Eukaryota; Metazoa; Chordata; Actinopteri; Cypriniformes; Cobitidae. Gene Ontology annotation, biological process: negative regulation of MAPK cascade; protein dephosphorylation. Gene Ontology annotation, cellular component: cytoplasm.